Messenger RNA from Plasmodium cynomolgi strain B, 204 nucleotides. Its product is annotated as CYIR protein. The record is from RefSeq and is a predicted model, not a curated record. The annotation marks the transcript as partial. Lineage: Eukaryota; Apicomplexa; Aconoidasida; Haemosporida; Plasmodiidae. The transcript has a single exon.
AUGGAUGAAAUAAUUAAAGGUUUAUACGUCGAUAUCGAUGUUGUAACGAUUAGCAGGAUGAAUAAUCGUGCUCCAUCGAAUUAUUCAAUGAAGAAUUCAAUACCAAAUUUCGUAACACAUUCAAUGGGCGACCGAUUUAAUAGUGUGAUGUUUUACAGCUAUUCAUUUCUGGGAAUAUCUUUCCUUUUUUUUUUAUUAUAUAAA